This is a messenger RNA of Leptopilina heterotoma, 438 nucleotides long. RefSeq lists its product as uncharacterized. Lineage: Eukaryota; Metazoa; Arthropoda; Insecta; Hymenoptera; Figitidae. Bases 1 to 438 code for a protein of 145 amino acids. The record is from RefSeq and is a predicted model, not a curated record. The transcript has a single exon.
AUGGGUAAACUUCUAGAGGGAAUAAUUCUGGAGCGACUUCAGAGAAUCCUGGUAGGCGAAAAUAGCCUAUCGGAAAAUCAAUUCGGUUUUAGGAAAGGGCGGUCGACAGUAGACGCGAUCCUAGCGGUUCUCGAGAAGGCGAAAAAAGUCAAAGAGGGACGGAAGAAGGGAUUUUGCGCACUCGUUUCGAUAGACAUCCGUAACGCGUUUAAUUCCGCGAAAUGGGAUAACUGUAUGGAGGCAAUGAGAUGUAAAGGGGUGCCAACGUAUCUGUUGCGAAUGAUGGACAACUAUCUUAGCGACAGAUGGGUUGUUUACGAGAGCGAUGCAUGUCAUAUUAAAGAGAAAAUGACAUGCGGAGCUCCCCAAGGAUCAAAGGUGGGUUGGCGACCGAGAGCGCAUAGAAAAAUUCAAAGCGGAAAUCCGCAAAGAAUCUAG